GUGCCCAUUCUUUUGAGCAUCUGCUCCUUAUUUUCAGAAUAGGUUCUUAAGUGUGAAGUCAUCAAAUAUGUUUUUUAAAUUUUUCAUAUUUGACAGCCAGCCUGAAAGGACCCCGUGAAAAACCUCAUAAUGUAAAAAUAAGUUAACUUUGUGAAAAAAAAAUGGUGCAAGGUGGACAAUGAUUCGACGUUUGCCAACGGUUAUUUUGCCUCGUAAAAAAUGGAACACAGGUCAAAUUACAGUUAUAUGUUGGGAAGCACCUGUGACUAUGUCGCCAUUUCUCUCCCAAUAUUAACUUAUUUAACUAAAACGAAUUAAAGGCUUGGGCUAACAUGAAGAAUAGACGUCAACAACAGCUACGCCAUGAUCAUCUUCAUCUUUACUUGGUUUUGAAGCAUAGGUCAAAUCUGAGCUAAACAUGAUUUCUUCCUUUCUGUUGUGGCAAAAUGUGGGCAAAAUUUCAACAAUGCAAAGCAAUGGCAAGUUGUAGACAUGACCCAGUGACAAAAAUCUAAAGGAUUGCAUACACUGGGAUAUUGUUUUGAAUUAAGAAACAGAUGAAAAUCACGCUUUUAUAUCCUGUAUUUUGUGUGUAAAAUUACUUUGAGAUUUUUAUGUCAUGAAAGUUUUCAAUACAGUCUUGAAAGUUAAAUCGAAAUGUGCCAAAAGCGUGCUGUUCAAACAGUUCUGGAUUGCAUUGCAUUUCCUUCCCAUCUGACGUCAAUGCGUUGGUUCGAAUCUGUGCAGCAUUGCAGAUUUACUGCCAACUAAUUUCAUUGUAUCGUUGAAUAAGUCUAUAUCGCGCCAUGCACGGAAGCAACAUGAAAGACUCCGUCACCGAUUAACGCAUGCGCUAACCAACAAGCACCUUUGUAAUGCGGCUACUCAUCUGUUUGUUUAGAUCAUGUGAACAGAAAAGUAUGGGAAAUUUACUCAAGCACUUUUAAGUGCGGUUUCCUUCUUACAUAUCCGCUGCCACGGUGUUUUUUUCUUGUUUACCAGAGUUACUUUAAAUACAAAAUAUUAGCUUAAAUUCGCAAUUAACUUCCUUUUAUUUAACCAGAGCAUUUUUCCCGUUUUAAUGGGUCACAGAUGCAACAAAUGCCAACAAAUUCAUCGCCAUUUUACCAGGUUACUCAGUAGCGUAGAAAGGAAAAUUCAUAAGAGGGGCGAGAAAUUUAGAUCCUCCGACGAAAAUCUAAUAAGCACUUUUAAUUUUUCUCAUAUUUGAACAUAACAUAACGACAUCAGAUCUGAAAUAAAACAAAACGAGAGAUAAACUCUUAUCCUUUAUUCAAAGUUAAGUGUCAUAUAUCAUACAAACUGAAAAAGUUUCUGUUCGCCUCAUCAAUAAAUGUAUUUUUAAGUAUCAUACCCUAUUGAAAGAGAUUGCCAAUCUGAUUCCGCACAACGAAGGAAGUCGUUAUUCAGCUUUAAAAUCUUUCCUCUUAAAAUGGAAUACUUAUAUAGAAAUAGAUAACUAUGUUAUAUUUCUGACAACAUCAGAAAUAUUUUCGACAAAAUAGCAGUUUAGCUUUGCAGGGGGUUUCAAGCCCCCUCUGACCCCCUUCUACCAACGCAACUGAGGUAACUUUUCUUUACAUGGAGCUUAUUAAACGAGAGAUCGACUAGUUAUGAUGUUUCUGCAUAGUUUGAAAUCACGAAUCGGCACUUUGUCUCCGAAACAUGUACACAACUUUUGUUGCAACAUAGAGAUUGAACCUUGUAAUAGACUUGAUACUGUUGGUAAUGAGCCAUUGCUUUUGUAUAUUUUGCAACAAAUUUUGAUAAUGAGAUAAAUCGAAAUUUUAAUGUUGAUUGGUUACAGAUAUUUGCUAGGACUUGCUGCAACUAAUGCAACUAAACGCGUAAUCAUUCUCAAAUAUUUAGUUUCCAGAAGUUCAGUUUCAGUUCAGUUCUUAUUUUUCAAUUCCACUACAUUCAAUUUAUCGCUAUUAAACAAACAAAAUAGCUAAACUACAAGAAAAUAAGACGAUGUUACAUAAAAAGCAUACAUCGGUGAGUGAAAUUGUUACAAUAUAAAUUCAAGGAAAUAAAGAAAAGAAGAUCAAUUGUAUGGAGGCAAAUUCUUAAGGAGGAGCUGCCAAAAGGCUAAAGUGGAGCCUAGAAGAGGCCAAUAAACAUCGAAAGAAUAUCCUUGCUUACUUCGUAGGCCUCUUCGUAGAUUCAUCUUUUAAUUAAAUUAAAUUAUAUUUUUUUUGGUAUUUUUAUAGUUUUUCGAGUCUUCAUUUCAUCUAGGUGUCAUAGAUACCUUUCCGAUAAAACCUGACCGUGCCAGAAUGUAUUCGAUUUGCCAAGGCUUCGUUCCUGUUUUUUCAUGCUUCAUGGGAUCUUGCUCCCAGUGGGGAGGGUGUGAAGAAUUGGCCCAAACUUUCUUUUGUAACAUGGUGCAUGUGCCUUCACUUACCCUUUUACGUUGAAUAAAGAGGUCUUCCUUAUUCUUUCUAUAAAGCAUUACUAGUAUUCUCUUGAGAUGAAAUUGUAAUAGAAUUUUUCCUCACAUGCAGCAGAACUUCGUUCUUAAUUCAGUCGAUAUUACAAUUUAAACCCAGCCCUUUGUGGAAGGAAUUAUUUAAAAGGCUAAGAGACGAGUUUGCACUCUUUCAGUCCGUGGUCAAGCUGCUGAUUCUGUAGUCACCUCCCUUAUACUCUUAUAGCGUACAGUAGUUGUGCUUAGAGAGUAGGCGCAAGGGCCCUGGCGAAGAAGUGUAAGUAAAAUACCUUCUUUUUAAUGCUUAGUAUCACUUUAGGCCUUUCUCUUUGGAAAGAGGGGGCCUCUUUUGAAGAAGUAUUGACGUAAAGCACGAAGGACUGUUUUUGGCCUUUAUAAGGGUUAGAGCAUUUGUUUGUUUAUUAACCAGCCAAAUUAGAACAUUAAUUACAUUCACGUCUUCAUAGUUCAGUUUUAUAUAUUUUUUCAUCUAGGCCUGUAAGUGACAUGUUAAAGUAGUUGAUUGGUUCAUCUUUUGAAUCUCGCCACUCAGAAAUCGCCCCAUUGGUAGUAUGUAUAGGGCAACGUGUCACUCUAUCUUCAUUCCGUGCAGUUUUUGCCAAAGAUAAAUCUGAUAAAUCAUUUCUACUUAAUGGCUUUGUGAGCUAUUAAAGGUGCCCUGCCCAGUUAAUCUUCCCUUUUCCUACCAGAGACCUACUCAAAAUCUUAAUGUUUUCUAGCAAAUGCAAAACGUCGUUUGGUAAUUAUGUCACUUGUUUUUCUUAGUGUUUACCAAUAAGAAACAUCAAUAUAAUCAGUAACAAUAAGUUAUAAAGAUGUAAUAAGUUUAAAACUCAAUCACAUUCGGGGUUGGUGAGUUUUUGUUGCUGUUAACUCUCGAUGAUAAACACUUAAGCAUUGCUGCUUUUUGCAUAGAAAUGCACGUUGUUCUCUAGGGACAACUCAAAGAUACCAACAGCUGGUAAGCUCUUUCUUUCUCCCACGAGAUAUGAAAGACCUCAUAUGCUCUAAUCCUUUGAGAUCAGUCAAUUGCAUCGAAUCUGGUAUCAAAACAGAAAAACAUCACCUAGAAAAUGCACUCAGCAGCUGGUGUCAAAAUUGAAUCAUAAUAAAAGUAGAACUGGACACCUACGCGAAUCCAUUAUCAUAAUGCAGCUUGACUGUUUCCGAAUCCACAAUCAGAUACGCCUUGAAUUCAUGGUUUCAGGUAAUAAAAUCUUAGCAAAGCUGGACGGGGUUCACUAGGGGGUCUGUGAAAUAACCUUUUUGAAGGGAAAUCAGCUGGGGGAACCUUUAUUCUUGGAAAAAGAAAGUAAAUAACCUAUUGAUUUUAAACAAUGAAUGGACACUGAGGCUGGAGAGGCGAUUGCCCUCCAAAAUAGUGUGUUAAAAAUGCUCUCUGAUAUGUGGUUCUGCAUUACUGCAACUGUUUUAGGCCGCAAACAAGAUGAUACUAAAUCAUCUUGUUUGAUUAUAAAUUAAGAUGAUGACUAUAUUUUAACAAGAUGAUUAUAAACUAAGCUAAAAUAUGACCAAAAUUGGCAAAAGCUGCAAAUACUGAAUUAUGUGAACAGUUAUUUGUCAGUACAGAACAGAAUUUUUAAAAUGGCUUUGAAAAAAGCAAACAAUGUUUAUCUUAUUAUGUACAUGAUCUAUUAUGUAUUAUGUCUGGGAAUAUACUUCCCAUUGUGUUCUUUCGAAACAUGAUAUUGACGUUUUAUGCUUUGAAGAGUGUCAGACGAAAAAGCUUUAAGUCGUAUGUUGUGAAAUGUUUGCUUUUUUAAAGCCAUUUUUAAAAUUCGAAAAAAAAUUGUUGAUUCAAUAAUAUAUUUACUUUAAUCAAUUAAAGUUUGAAUGGAUCGCCUUGUCUUGAUUGGUCACUGCAACGAAGGUACAACAAUCUUUUGCCAUAACAGUAGCAGAGCAAAAACUUUUCGUUUGUUUUUUCUCCAUAGUAAUUCUUAUAUUUAAGGCCAGCAAUUUGUGACUUUCUUUAUAAAGGUUGAUGCAUUCAAGUAUCGUUGAAAGAAAGUAAUUCAAAAAAGCUCUUUUUUAAUGAAUGGUUGGAAUCAGAGGCUUUGUUAAAGAUUUUUUUACAGAUGCUGAAUUAAGGUGUUGUGAGUGAUGAAUUAUGCAUUGUUUUCGCUCUUUUUUGCCAUCUGCUGAAUUUGCUACAAUUCUAAUGUUUCCGUGACAGUUCUUCUUGAAAGCUGUUAUGAAGAGUGCUGAGCGGUUUUAUUCUCAGCAGAACUAAGGAAAAAUUCAUAAGCAUUUAUCGAAGCAAAACUCUUCUCACGAUUGAUUUUACAAUGAAAGGGAGGCUUAACAGACCAGCAGUGUACAUGCUGACCUCUUUCUGGAGGAGUAAUAAAACGCCAAUUGCAUUUCACUUCUAGUAUAUUAAGAGUAUCGUAUUACAAUUAUCACAUACAAUGGGAUACAUUUACAUAUGAACAUUGUGUCAGUCCUAAAAACACACUUAUUAUUUACCAAGUUCUGUAUAAAUCGGUCUUGCAUAUUACAUUUUUAAACCAUUUUUAACAAACUACUUGCAAUUUCUUCACAGUUUAAAAAUGACGCUUUAUAAUUCUUCAGCAUGCCAAAUGUCAAUUAUUGCUCAUACCCAAACCUCUUCUUGGCAUACAAAUCAACAUAGUUUGCAGUCCUAUUCUGGCAGAAAGCUGCCUACGGACAAAAUUGUCUUUCUUUCUAUUUGCAGUUACAAUCACAUUAUCAUUUCCUACUGGGAAACGUUAUUACCCAAUCUUAAGCGUUAAAGACCGUUAAAAUCCCAUUGAUAUGAAGCUUGCACUGACUGUUUUAGAUAUCAUUCUUUUUCAAAUUUAAGAUGAAUCGCAAAAUGAAUGACAGCUUGAGGCUGUUCUUUUGGAUGAUGAUAUGCCAAUCUGCACUGGCAAGAAUUUUCAACGACAGAUCGAUUGCUGAGAAGGUGCCAGCCGAAUUGAAAAGCAAGGUCGAUGCACUUCUGCAAGAAAAACUACAAAUAUUUCUUAGAACAUUUUUUGGAGAGGAUUUUGAGCAUGCAACAUCGCAAGUUGAAGAAAAUUUAGUUGGAGAGAGCAGGCCCUACAAAGGAGGAGAAUACUUGCAUUUCCAGAGACCUCAAAGGGUUCGCAGAGGACUAAGCAACGAGACAUCGAAUUCAUCAGCACCCUUAGAUGGUGGGUACUCUAGCUGGUCUACAUUUGGCCCAUGCAGUGUCUCUUGUGGUGGUGGUACACAACAAAGAAUUCGCACGUGUAACAACCCUUCCCCGGCGAAUGGUGGAAAUAAUUGCUCUUUGCUUGGAAAUUCCAAAGAAACGCGGAGCUGUAAUGUAUUUCCAUGCAUGGCAGAAAGCUACACAUUGAAGCACUUUAACCCACUGCCAAAAGUAUCACUUCUCGAGCCGUGUGACGUCAAAAAAUUCACGAUAGAAAAAAAGCAUUACUUUGCCGUGGCAUACAUGACAGAACUGCACGUGUUCAAAUGGAACCAAACCAGACAGACGUUUUCUCUUCAUGGUCCAACAAUUCCUUUACAUUCAGCCUAUUGCUUCGACGUUUUCAGUAAGGGUGAAGAUCACCUCAUGGUCAUAGGAGAAGGCUUCAAAGUACCCUACCUAGAAGCAAGCGUUUCUAGGGUUCUGAGGUACAAUAAACAGACAGAUACAUUUGAUGACCGCGACAAAAUUAUCAUCCCCGUAUCAUCACACGAGAAAGUGAAAACAUUCAAAGUCCAUGGAAAGCCUCAUGCUGCUUUUAUUGCACAUGCUAGCCAAUCUCCUGGAUUGGAAAUAACAACGACAGCCUGUGAUACGAACACUGCCAUCUUGAAGUGCGCACCUGACGCAAGGAUCACAAUAAAGUCUGCUUUCUACGGGCGAAAGAGUUGGUCUGUGUGUGCCCACGGCUGGUAUUUCAAUAUCAAUGAGUGUUCUGCACCAACAGUGUUUCCCACCAUUGCUGCUUUGUGUGACAACAGAAGUUCCUGUACCAUAAAAGCUCCACCAGAUGGGGUACCAGAUCCUUGCCCGGUGUUCACAAAAUAUCUUACUAUUGUGCAUGUUUGUGACAGAUACAGUGUAAAAACAAAUCCAAAGAUUUAUGUGUGGGAGAAUAACGCCUUCCAGCUCCUGUUGAAUAACAAACUUGAAGUCUAUGGUGCAACAGACAUUGAGGCAUUUUCCAUUCACCACAAAAGUUUCCUGGCUGUUGCAAAUUCCAAAAAUGACGAAGGGGAAACUCAAAUUGAUUCUGAAAUCUUCAUCUAUUCGCCAACAGCUAGAGCUUUUGAAUCUUUCCAGAAACUAAGAACAGAGGCUGCAAAUGACUGGGAGUUCUUCUCAAUUGGCGAAGGCCUAACAACGGAAUACUUUUUAGCUGUUGCAAACAAGUAUAAAGUUGAUUCAAAACAACGAAGAUUUUAUGAAACAGAAUCUGUUAUUUAUAAAUGGAACUGGAAUCUGUUUGUGCCGUUUCAAUGCAUAAAAACUACAAAUGCACAGAAAUGGAAAUCAAUUAAAGGAAAAGAUGGCCGAUUUCUGCUGGCUCUUAAAAGUGGAAACAAUGGAACUAUUUCUUAUUUUGGUUAUGAUGGUUGGCGGUUCUUUCGCUACAAAACGAAAGAAGACUUUCCUGGGUCAUCACAUUCGAUUUCUCUUAUAUACAGCUUUAGCAUCGACAACCAGACAAUGCUUUUAGCUCAUCGUAGCGAUUAUGCAAAUAAUGUCUCCAAAACAUCAAAUCUGUUCGAAGUAAAGUUUGUUAAAGAGUUUGCCAAGUUUUCAAUGAUAAAUCAUACAUUGUCGAAAAUCCACGAGGUUAACGGCUCACUGAAUAAGCUUUCGGCUAGAGUAGAAUCGAUGAUUCAGAAUAUGGUCAUGCUUAAUGGGACAAACAAUAUUUCAGGCCACAAGACAUUCGAAGAUGUUACAGUUCUUGGAGAUAUUACAACAGUCAACGGGAGCUUUGGCACGGUACAGCUUUCAGCAGAAGAUCAAGAGACAAUAAACAGGCAAAGAACACUGCAGCUGGAUAUUGUCAAACGAGAAAGCGAGCUACAAAAGCUUCUAGCUGAGUCACAAAAGUUGUUAAGCAAGACUAAAAGUCAAGUUGUAACGGGUGAUUAUGAGUUCACAGGACCUAUUGUAAUCAAUUCGUUGACGGCAGCCGAUAUAAAGGUCUCUGCCACUGUGAAUCACAUCGAUGUUAAUAGAUUAGCUAAUAAUGCAUUAUAUAUCGAUCAAAGUUAUACUAUUUGGGGAAACAAAACAUUUUCUGAUGAUGUUAUUUUCAGAAAAAGUCUUACGGUUAAUGGGAAAAUCGAUGGAGUCAACACUUCAGACCUUGUGCUCCUAACUACAGACCAAGUUAUCUUCGGGCGAAAAACAUUCGCUGGUGAUGUCACCUUUAACGCAAGUGGAAGUUCAUGGAAGAAUUUAGAAAUCAGAGGCCUUGUUAACGGACAUAAUAUUUCUCAUCAGGAACUGAUGACUGUUUGGGGCGACCAGACUGUAACAGGUAAUUACAACUUUUCAGAUAACGUCACAUUAGAAAAAGAUAUGACAGUGGGCCUAGUCAACAGCAGAAAUUUGACCAAACUGUACGAAGAUGCAGUUCUGCUCCAUUCAACGCAGAACAUAACAGCACGCCAAACAUUUGCUGGUGAUGUUGAUGUCGAAGGUAGUUUGAUCAUGGCGCCUGGAAAGCUAGUAGAUGGAGUUGAUGUUUCAGCACUAAGCCAGGAUGUGCUAAGCAGAACUAAAGACCAAAAUAUCACUGGAUCAAUCCAUUUCAACGGCAAUGUAUCGUUCAAUGAUGCAUUGCGGGUAGAAGGUUUGAUAAAUGGUAUUGAUGUCGCGAAAGAUAUUGUUUACCUUUCGAAAGACCAGGUCAUCACUGGAGACAAAGUCUUCAUUGGAAAUUUAACCUUGCAUGAUAAUAUUGAUGUGGCUGGUUUGGUAAACGGAGUCAAUAUCUCAGGUGAUUUGAUGACGGUGAGUGAUGACCAAGUCAUAACUGGUCAGAAGACUUUUGAUAAUGACUUGGAAGUACAAGGGGACAUAAUGAUGGAGGAAAAUAUGACUGUGGAUGGGGUCGAUGUUUCAGAAUUAGCUGAAAAUGCGAUGUACAAGCACAUUCCACAAACAAUUACCGGAGAUAAGGUAUUUGAAAGAAUGAAUGUAAACGACAUGACAGUAAAAAGCAACAGCAGUUGCUAUAUACUUGAAUUGCUGACGAAUCUUACUGACAAAACCGUGAAAACAAACACACCAGCAAACAUAACUGGUACAAAAACCUUCACAAAGAAACUUUACAUCUUAAAUGACUUGAAUGUAGCUGGGUAUUUAAAUGAUGUUAGUGUUCCUCAAGACAUGGUUCUAUUGAAAAAUCCUGGCAUCAUUCGUGGCGUGAAAACAUUUCAAAAUAUUAUUGCUAUGAUGGGCGAUGUCAAAGUAGAGGGGACAGUAAAUGGCCAGAAUAUAACAGAACUGUAUCAAACUGCAUUACGUUUGACCGGAGACCAAGUGAUCACUGGGAAGAAAACCUUUAAAAGUGGCAUCAGAGUCAAGAAAAAUUUAAAUGUUACAGAGUCGUUGAACAGCAUAAAGAUACCUGAUGAUCUUGUACUGCUGAAAGGAAGCGAAGAAAUCCGCGGACAUAAAACCUUUGGAGGACCUGUUCAUGUUGAAAGUUUAUUUGUGGAUGAAAUGACUGUUCAUGGCUUGAUUGACGGAGUGAAUAUUACAGAGCUCAACCGAACCCUAAUUCGGAAGUCUGGUGACCAAAUAAUAAGGGGUGACGUAUCGUUUGAGAAAGGCUUCGUCGUCACUGGGAAUUUGAACACUGGUGGAAAUAUCAAUGGGUAUAAUUUGACUGCAUUGAAUGAAGAUGCGAUGAGAAUCACAGGAGACCAAGUCAUAACUGGAAGAAAGACAUUUGCAAGCUCCGUGUCGGUUACUGGUUCAUUAACAGUAGAUGGAAGAGUAGAUAAUGUCAAUUUAACCGAACUUUCUUUGAACGCUGUUUCUUUGGAUGGGGACCAGAAAAUUCAUGGUCAGGUAAAUUUUUCUUCGGACGUCACAGUGGAAGGCAAUGUCGAGGUUUCUGGUCUCGUGAAUGGCAUCGAUAUAAAUAGGCUUCAAAAUGAUGCCUUGUAUAAAGUUGGUAAUCAAACUAUAUUAGGAAAACUCGCCUUUAAGAACUUGACUGUAAAGGGAGACGUGGAUUUGAAUGGGACAAUAAACGACAUUGAUGUAUCAGAAGAUGUUGUUAAGUUGCAUGGAAAUGAAGCAAUGGCAGGUCAAACCUUUGUAGAUGAUAUGUUGAUCAGGGGGAACAUGAAUGUGACUGGGUUGAUCAACGGGGUGAACGUAAGCCAACUGGAUAAAGAUGCCGUCAAGUUAAACGGUUUGCAGGUUAUCGAAGCAAAGAAAACAUUUUCUGAUGACGUCAUCAUUCUCGGGAACUUUACUGUAGAUGGGCUGGUGGAUGGUGUCAAUAUCACUGAACUCAGCAAAACAGUACUUGAUGUAGAUAGUGACCAAAUUAUCCAAGGUUCUUACGUCUUUAAAGACAACAUUACUUUUAUCGAUCCAAUACAAAUAUCAGGCUUAGUCAACGACAUUAACAUCACUGAUUUCAGUCAAAAUGUUGUUACAAAAAGUACAAACCAGACAAUUCUGGGAGAAAAGAUUUUCAAGAAAUUCAAAUCUAAGAGGAUGGACGUUGGAAAUAAUGUAAAUGUGCAAGGCCUUAUAAAUGGAAUCGAUUUGUCAGAACUUGAUAAAAGGACAGUGAGAAUCUAUGGCAAGCACAUUAUCAAUGGAAUUAAAACGUUUACAAAGAAAACUACUUUUGAAGGCAGUUUGAUUGUUAAUGGAACGGUUAAUGGAUUUGAAAUUCCACAGGACCUCGUACUCUUGUCAGGGAAUCAAACUGUUAACGGUAAAAAGACCUUUGAAAAUGGCAUUCGUAUUGAAGGAGACCUCAGUGUUAGUCCAGGAUCAACAGUUGAUGGGGUCGAUGUGUCUGAGCUAGCGAAAAAUGCUGUGUAUUUGAACAAAACCCAGAUAAUAUCAAGCCCAAUGCAAUUUGCCACUGACCUCCACAUACCUGAAAUGAGGAUCAAUGGAUUGGUGAAUGGGGUGAACAUUUCUAAAGAAAUCCUGUUUUUGAAAAGUGGAAAGCAAGUUGUCACUGGUAAAAAGAUGUUUGAAGAUGUUGUCGUUGAAGGUGAUUUGAAUGCAGAAGGAAGAAUAAGUGGUGUGGACCUUCACGAAAUUAACCGUACCUCGAUGUUUACUGACAGAGACAACGUUGUUACUAGCAAGAAAAUCAUCAUUGGCGAUGUUCAUCUGAAAGAAAAUGUAACGGCUAAGUCGAUCGAUGGUGUCGACAAUCUUCAACAACAUUACUUGACAGCAAAAGGCACACUAGAUCCAAUGAUUUCAAAGCUAAAUGCAUCGGUAAUGAAGCAGCAACAGGCAAUUGAUAGCUACGUAGAAUCAACACAGACCUUGAGGCAAAAGCUAGAAUACUUUGUAAGUGAGCAGAUAAUGUCAGUGGAUAGCAACGUAGCAUCAUUCGAUGCAAUUGGUUACAACGACACUGCAAUGCUGAUCACGGCUGACCAACGUACCAAUAAGAACUCAACUAUUUACAACAGAAAUUCUGCUACCAAAAUCUUUGUUCCGGCGAACAAGAUUGCGCUCUUUGGUGCUGCAGAUAUCAAGAUAUUCAAUGAAAAUGGCCAAAUAUACACAGCUGUGGCAAACAGCGACUCGUCAAAUCCUGGAGCGGAUCGAAGUGCCAUUUACAGUUUGAAUGUGAAAAACGGGUUCUCGUAUUCGAAAAGAGAUUCGUACGAUACCAGACGACCAAAAGUUGUUCACGUUACGGCAUUCGGUAAAAGUCAUAUCGUGACGUUUUCAAACACGUACAAUGCAACAUCAUCCACACCCAACUGUGUAUCCACAACUCCGUUGCUCUACAAUCUCUCAAGCGGUCUUUUCCGUCCAUUGGUUUCUUUCUUUGGAUGCGGCAUUGUGAAAGUGAUCACAAAGCAGAUAGAUUCAAAGCAUCUCUUCGUUGCCUUUAUCCAAACUACAGUACAUGGCGGUAAGGAGGUACUGGUGUACACGGUAAGUGACAAGGGGGUGUAUGCUCCUGCGCAGACGAUCACGACUUAUGUUGCAACAGAUCUGAUCUUCCUCGAAGCAAAUGGAGAACUGUUCCUGGCCAUUGCUAACCAGUACCAGUCAAGUGAUGUUUCCGUAGAGAAAGACGCUCGAGUUCCUAUUCUAAUAUACCGGCAUGACAAAGCUCUGAAACGAUUCAUUCGAUACCAAGAUCUUGUGAUUCUUGGAUCGCAAUAUCUUGAUACAUUCACAAUCGACAAUUAUGCUUAUUUGAUUGCUACGAGCAAAGAUCAAGGCACUACUAUUUUCCAGUUCUUUGGCAGUGGAAAAUUUGCCAAAGUUAAUUCAAUUCGAAGCAAAGGAAUGAAAAAUGCAAUCAAACUAAGAGCGUGGACAGUAAAGGAUGAAAUAUUUGUUGGAUUGUUAUCUACAGAAACGGCAGAUCACAAUACGUUAGAAAUUUUCAGAGCUGUUAAAAGUGUUCCUUUGACUGCAACGCAGCUGAGGGAAAAAAUUGAAGCUGCCAAGAAAACUGGAGAGUAAUAAAUGUUGACUGACAUAAGAUUUAAUAAUUUGUACUAACGCUGUGUUAAGCCUAACAUUUUACGAAAAAAUUCCUUCAAUGGAUACGAAAUAUUGACCUAAUGAUGAUAAUGCCUCAUGUAUUAAAGAUAUUUGCUAAAUGACACACAACUUUGCAGGUCCUCCGAGAAAUGGGUCAAUGGCCAUUACUUUUUC
Messenger RNA from Rhopilema esculentum, 12353 nucleotides. RefSeq lists its product as uncharacterized. Gene Ontology annotation, molecular function: carbohydrate binding. The record is from RefSeq and is a predicted model, not a curated record. Gene Ontology annotation, biological process: signal transduction. NCBI's taxonomy places the organism in Eukaryota, Metazoa, Cnidaria, Scyphozoa, Rhizostomeae, Rhizostomatidae.